GAGUGAUUGGACGAUGUAAUAUUUGCAGAGAAUGAAUACGUAUAUACUUGCAAUUCUUAAACAAUUCUUAAACAGUGUGUGGUGUAUCAACCAUGUUGACGUUUGGUUUUGACAGAAUCAUACUGCUAAUAUUCUUACAGAUAACAGUCUUGCCACAACGAAUCUCUGAAGAAUAUGAACUGGCAUAUUUAGCUAAAAAUAAAGAUGACAAUGGAAACGAAAUUCGGAUACUUCAAGAAACCGACAAAUUUUUAAGCAUUUCUUGGAUUCCAUUUCUUCCUUCUAUUAUCAAAGAUUAUUCAUUUUUUUUCAAAAUCGUCCGCGACGAUGAACUGAAUACGAACCCGAAGUCGGUACAAAUUUCUUUCUCUUCACUCACAUGCGAACGAUCAGAAUAUAAUAUAACAGGGUAUGCACACCAUGGUUACGGAUUUUUCGAUUUCAGUAUACCAGUUCGUUAUUCAAGAGUUCCGAGGAUCAAGAACAUCCAACUUCAGUCAGAAGAUAUCAGAAAUGUGAUAUGGAAACAACAAUCCACCUUCUGUAGUGCAGAUGACGCUACAGUUAUCUUCAGUGGACAAGACGAUCGACCACUUGAAAUGAUCAUCGUACAGGGUGAUGAGAAGAAGUAUUCUCUGAGAAAUAAAGCCGAAAAUCGAUUGAUCUUCACUAUCUCACAUGGAAACAGAUUCUCCCUACCAAAGUUGGAAGUGAUGACCAGUGAAGCGGUUGGAGAAGAGACUUCCAGUUCGACA
This is a messenger RNA of Trichobilharzia szidati, 755 nucleotides long. The record is from the annotation of a GenBank genome assembly. Lineage: Eukaryota; Metazoa; Platyhelminthes; Trematoda; Strigeidida; Schistosomatidae.